Molecule: messenger RNA, 888 nt
Organism: Caenorhabditis elegans
Lineage: Eukaryota; Metazoa; Nematoda; Chromadorea; Rhabditida; Rhabditidae
Gene: F02H6.7
Exons: 4
Coding region: 1-888 (295 amino acids)
Source: RefSeq, marked reviewed
AUGUUGAAACUACAUGUAUUUUUCCUGGUUCUGUUGCAAAUCUCAAAUGCAGCAGAUUGUCCAAUAUGUCCAACAGGUGGAAUAUGGUCAGAAUGGACAUCAAAUGGAGUGUGUGCAACUACUUGUGGAGCUUGUUCCAAUUUGAAUUAUACUAGAACUUGCUUGUCAGAUGGAUUGAAAAAUUGUCCUUGUGUUGGCUCUACCAGAAUCUCUCAGCCAUGUGGCACCCAAGCUUGUAACUAUCCGAGAACCAAUGGUCCAGGUGCACCAUGUUGCAUUGGUACUCCAAAAGUGAUCAAUAACUGGUAUCACUGUGGAAGCAACUCUCAAAAUGCUGCCCCAACUCAACCAUGUUGCCCUGUUGGAGGAGUUUGGACAGAAUGGACCCGAUGGGCUCAUAACGGAGCAAAUGUUGAGUGGAGCCGUAGUCGAGAUUGUAUUUCUGGUGGAUACAAUUGUGCAUGUAUCGGGGAAAAUCAGGAGACUAAAUUUGAAUGCCCAUGCACUCCAAUGAAACCGAUUCCUCCCACAAAUACCGACUGCUCAAGUCUCACAAAUCGAAUUCCUUACUUGAAAACUCCAGCUUUUGACAAAGGAAAUUGCAUUGCCACUGUUUAUUUGGAAGCUUCCAAUUUUCGUGAAUCAUUCUACUCGUACAACUAUAAAUUGGAAAAAGAUUCAGCUGUUGCUGGCUGGAUUGAUAAAGCUGGAAACUGUGAAAUUGCAGAUUUUCCGACAGGAUUUCAAGAUGGACAUGGUGCAUACACUCCGUUUAGUUUUCAUUGUAAUGUUACAAGCGGCGCUUGGUAUUACAAUUGGGAAUAUUAUGGAAUUAAUAUGAAAGAAAUCGACAUGUUCGCUCUACUUCAUAUUCCAAGAUCAUCUUAA